This is a messenger RNA of Osmerus eperlanus (European smelt), 1502 nucleotides long. RefSeq names its product ADP-ribosylation factor-like 13A (gene arl13a). Gene Ontology annotation, cellular component: motile cilium; non-motile cilium; ciliary membrane. Gene Ontology annotation, biological process: non-motile cilium assembly; receptor localization to non-motile cilium. Bases 111 to 1427 code for a protein of 438 amino acids. The record is from RefSeq and is a predicted model, not a curated record. NCBI's taxonomy places the organism in Eukaryota, Metazoa, Chordata, Actinopteri, Osmeriformes, Osmeridae. The transcript is spliced from 10 exons. Gene Ontology annotation, molecular function: GTP binding; GTPase activity.
UUGCUCCUCCCAAAUGAGGUGACCAAGGGAUUUGUGGCCUCAUUUGAGCCUGAUUACUUUUUAGCUGUUGGCUGCAAUAUGCCACAAGAACAGUACAAACAAACAAACGCAUGGAAGCAGACAUCUUAUGGUACGAGCUCCAGAGAAAAUGGUGGCCCCUGUGCUCGCCUUGCUCUCCUCAACUAAACAUGUUCAACCUGAUGAGCAACUGCUGCAGCUGGGUUUCCAAGAUCCAGCAACCUUUAAGGAAAGUCAAUGUCCUGGUAAUUGGUCUUGACAAAGCGGGAAAAACAUCCUCUGUCAAGGGGAUGCUAGGAGUGCCACCAGGGGACGUAGGUCCGACCCAUGGGUGUGUCCGCACUGAGCUGAGAGUGGAGAACUUCCUGGUGACCCUGCUGGAUACAGGCGGAGCCCCGGAGGCCAGAGGAGCAUGGAGUGACCACUAUGGAGAUGUGCAUGGGGUCAUCUUUGUGGUAGACUCCAGUGACAGACACAGGAUCAAGGAGGUCAAGGAGCUUCUUGGUGACCUGCUCAAGCAGCCCAGAGUGGCUGGGAAACCACUCUUAGUGCUGGCCAACAAACAGGACAAGAUGAAUGCUCUGCUGGGCAGUGAGCUGAUUGAGAUCCUGUCACUGGAGAGGCUGGUGAACCAGAGCCGCUCUUUGUGCCACAUUGAGCCAUGCUCGGCCUUCAUGGACCUCCGGCGCUGGUCGGACAGGAAGACUUUGCGUGGUCUCCGCUGGCUCCUGCGGGCCAUCUGUUUGGAUUACCCAGAACUCUGUGCACGCAUUGCCAGGGAUAGCAGGAGACCUCUGGCACCUCCUCAGGAGAAAGAUCGACGAGGGAAAGGAGAGAAAGGCCGCAACAAACCUAAAGAGGAAAGAAUACGUGCUAGCAAGACUGAUCUCCGACAUGUUCACCGGCCACAAGAGAAAGACAAAAAGGCUAAGACUGGAAGCACACUGCAACCUAUUCGAAAUAUUUUGAACAAGGAGAGCACUCUGAAAAAGACAUUUAAAAAAAAGAAGAAAAAGCAGGUCAAAAUAAAGGACACAGAGAAAAGCAAAAGAGGAGAGAAUGAGGAAGAGGAGGUUGAGGGCACAGAGGCAGACCAAGAGAAUGGUGGGCAGAAAGAGAAGGCCAGCAGAGCCCUGAUAACGCCUAAACGAGGCAAACUGAAAUGCAAGACAAAGGUGAAAGAAGAGACCCUCGACCUUCCAGAAUUACUUGAUAAUGAGGACAAACCAGCCAAAGGUAAAGAGGAGAAGAAGAAAAAGAAGAAAGCUGUGAAAGUGAAGAAGAAGAACAAGAUCAACACAGAGAAGGUGCCGGCAGAGUUAUCCCAGCCAGUCGACCUCUCGACAACAUUUGAUCUUUACAGAAAAGCGAUUUUGGCUUUGAAAGAACGUCAAGAUCAAGCUCAGUGAGAGUAAGAGGGUCCUGGGUCUUGUGUGUGACGACGGGGUCUGCUGACGACAACAGCAGUCUAAGUUUAUGAUCAU